Messenger RNA from Eriocheir sinensis (Chinese mitten crab), 1277 nucleotides. Its product is annotated as MOXD1 homolog 1-like. Gene Ontology annotation, molecular function: dopamine beta-monooxygenase activity; copper ion binding. The coding region runs from base 345 to 1220 and encodes 291 amino acids. Gene Ontology annotation, biological process: dopamine catabolic process; norepinephrine biosynthetic process; octopamine biosynthetic process. Gene Ontology annotation, cellular component: secretory granule membrane. The transcript has 7 exons. The record is from RefSeq and is a predicted model, not a curated record. NCBI's taxonomy places the organism in Eukaryota, Metazoa, Arthropoda, Malacostraca, Decapoda, Varunidae.
UUGGGAAAAGUUGUGUGUGUUGUGUGAAUGUAGUGUGGUGUGGAUAGAAGAGGAUCUGUCUUUAGAGAGCAUGCUGAACUACUCUCUGGUAUAGAUGAGACAAUAGGGAAACGGUUAGUGAGGUAAUGGGAAGGGUCUUUGGAGGGCUUCAGCACCCUCCUCACUUCCCAUGUGAGUGGGAGCCACCGGGAGUGGCUUGCGCCCGUUCGGUAGGUGUCUUCCUACCUACUCCAAUUUGGCCUCUGGAAAUAGUUGAUGUGAUCUUCUAUGUGGCCUUGGGAAAUAUCGUAGUAGGAGCCCGAUACGUUUAAGAAUAUGGAUCUCUAGAAGCCUUCGGACCUUAGAUGAAUGCCUCUUCCCCUCCCCCAAAGGUCCUGCCUCCUGAGGGUAUCAAGGUGAUCCAGGUCCUCCAACACGCGCACCUCCUCGGCAAGGCACUGACCCUGAGACACAUCCGUGGCCACAGAGAACUGCCCAUCAUUGCCCAGGAUUUAAAUUAUGACUUCAACUACCAGAUAUCCAGGAGACUGAAGAAGGAAGUGACUGUGCUGCCCGGAGACUCCUUCAUUCAAGAGUGCCUGUAUGACUCUAAGGGCAGAACGGACCCAACCUUUGGCGGCCUUGACUCCGGGGAUGAGAUGUGCCAGUCCUUCCUGCUGUAUUACCCCAAGAUGCCCCUGACUUACUGCGCGUCACACCCCGCCCUGGGGAACAUCUACCGGCCACUCGGGGUGAAGAACAUCCAGACACUGAAUAAGGAAGUGAAUGAGGAGGGCGAGAGGAAGCUGGUUGAGGCACUCUUGGAGAAGAAGGAGAGGCCCGCUAUAAAGGAGUACGAUUUUGGAAUGAUCUACAAGAGUAUGGCAGUCCAUGAACCCAGCUCAUUAAGUAACAAGACCUUGUACGACAUUUUCCACGAUAAGAAGACAUGGAGAGACAUGGGCAGGAUGCGGACUCUGCAAAAACUAACUGAAUAUGGCACUCAUCGCAUGAUGUGUCGUAUUAAUGGCAAAGGACAGUUUCAUGACUAUGAGUACCCACACUUCACCUCAAUCAAAACGCUGGACAGUGAAUGUUCAGAAGCCCACGAAUCUCUAGUCUACCAUCUCGUACCCUCAGAGGUGCCAAAGGGAGGUUCGUCCAGCCACGCCCUGCAGCCAGCCAUCCCUCAUUCUCUGCUGCUCGGCUCUGUGUCUCUCUUGUUCGUUCUCCUCAAGUAAAGAUUAUUGGCCCCGAGGAACAACCUCCUGGAUCUUCUACUGAAUACGUAUAAUCUA